Apis cerana (Asiatic honeybee) is the source of this 5591-nucleotide messenger RNA. RefSeq names its product Doublecortin-domain-containing echinoderm-microtubule-associated protein (gene DCX-EMAP). Lineage: Eukaryota; Metazoa; Arthropoda; Insecta; Hymenoptera; Apidae. Gene Ontology annotation, biological process: microtubule cytoskeleton organization; intracellular signal transduction. Gene Ontology annotation, cellular component: mitotic spindle. The record is from RefSeq and is a predicted model, not a curated record. Gene Ontology annotation, molecular function: microtubule binding.
AUGAUCGCCGUUGAAAAUCAGUCGAGUUUGCGUGCCGGCUCCAGCCUGGGGCAGCAAGUCGAGGAGGCAGCGAGCGACGGAAGCGUGGGCAGCGGCAACGAGGCUGGUGGAGCCGGCGCAACCACCACCAGCUACUCGGUGCCAGGUGUAAUGAAUAAGGAGGGGCAGGAGGGAGAGGCGAAGAACGAGAACUCGGGAAAGGAAUCAACUGGUUCGGCGGUGACUACGGUAACUACACCUAGCGGCGUAGGAGCUGCGGUGUCCUCGGCGGUCGCUGAAGCCUCUACGAUGCCUGGUGGAGGCGCUCGAGGCAGCGACGAGGAGGAGGAGCAGGAGGAGCAGGAGGAGGGGGCGGAGGAGGACGAGGAGGAGGACGAGGACGAGGAGGAGGAGGAGGACGUUGAAGUGGAGGGUGGAACGGCGCAGGAGGCGGUCGGUGGCGGUGUUGUGGCGAGCGAUGGUGGAGGGGGUGGAGGCGGCAUGGCCGGCUUUUGGAGGCAGAGCAGACCCUCCAGUCCCCGCAUGCCGCCUCCGGAGCAGCCGGAGUUAACCAGGCCUAAGAGCCGACACGAGCCGGCUCCCGCGAGAUACAACAACCUCGGUUAUUGGAGAGCCAGAAGGGUCACGUUCUAUAAAAAUGGCGACCCAUAUUUUCCUGGCAUCGAGUUCAGGUUCAAACCGGGAAGGGACAUCGGCUCCUUGGAGGCGUUGUUGGAUAGGCUGUCCUUGCGGAUGGAUCUCCCCAGAGGGGCGCGACACAUCUUCUCGAUGGACGGCGACAGGAAGCUCACCCUGGACGAGCUCGAAGACGGCGCCUCGUACGUCGUAUCCAGCUACAAAACGUUCAAGCCGGCCAGCUACGGAAAGAAGAGCAACACCUGGUACACGAGCCCGACAGGCGGGGGGGGUAGCAGAGGUGGCGGGGCGGGCGGAUGGCAAAGCAGGCCGGCGGCCGUGGCGAGCCUCGGAAGGAAAGCUUCCAUCAGCGACGAGGCACCACCUCCUGGCGGUGGAAAACCUUCCUCGGGACGCGUCAUACGAAUCGUUAACAACCACGACCAUACCGUGCAGUGUCGAGUCUUGUUGAACCUUCGCACGUCGCAACCGUUCGAGGAGGUGUUGGAAGACCUUGGACAAGUAUUGAAGAUGAAUGGGGCCAAGAGGAUGUUCACAGUUUCGGGUCAAGAGGUAAGAAGUUUCUCCCAGUUAAGGAACGAAUUCGCUGAUGUGGAUACAUUUUAUCUGGGUACCGGGUCGGGGAUGAGCAUGGUCGGCGGUGUGUCUGCGUCCCCGGCGAGGAGGUCGAGAUCGCGCGGACCAUCUACAGUUGUCGAGGACAUCGGUCGCCAAAGACGCGCCCGUAGCAAAAGCAGGCCACGCGCUUUGUACGCCCCUGAUUCAGACGUCGUCCGAGUAAACGAUUACAGCGUGGUCGAAGUGUUGAGGGACGAGCCAGCAAGAGUGACCAUCCGAGGAUUGAGAAGAUCGUUCUAUCCACCUUCCCAUCUGCCGCCCGUAGACAAUUCUCCUCCCGAAAAGAAGUUGCAGCUCGAGUGGGUUUACGGUUAUCGGGGCACCGAUACCCGGCGAAACCUCUGGGUACUCCCUAGCGGCGAACUAUUGUACUACGUCGCUGCCGUGGCUGUUCUCUUCGACAGAGAGGAAAAUGCACAACGGCACUACGUAGGCCACACGGAGGAUAUUACGUGCAUGGAGGUUCAUCCGAGCAGAGAACUCGUCGCGUCCGGGCAAAAAGCCGGCAGGCACAGAAAAGCGCAACCACACGUCCGCAUAUGGUCGACAGAGACAUUGCUCACUCUGUACGUAUUCGGAAUGACCGAGUUCCAGAUGGGCGUCUCCGCAUUGGCGUUCUCGCAGCUGAACGGCGGUAGUUACGUGUUGGCGGUCGACGCUGGUAGGGAGGCGAUACUCUCUGUCUGGCAGUGGCAAUGGGGCCAUUUGUUGGGUAAAGUGGCGACGAUGCAGGAGGAUCUAACGGGGGCGGCUUUCCAUCCCCUCGACGACAACCUUCUGAUCACUCACGGCCGGGGCCACUUGACGUUUUGGAACAGGCGCAAGGACGGUUUCUUCGAGAGGACGGACAUCAUCAAACCUCCGUCCCGCACGCACGUGACCAGCAUCCAAUUUGAACAGGACGGGGAUGUCGUAACAGCGGACAGCGACGGUUUCAUCACCGUCUACUCGGUGGACGCGGAUGGCGCUUACUUCGUCCGAAUGGAAUUCGAGGCGCACAACAAAGGUAUCAGCUCCCUGGUCAUGUUGUCGGAGGGUACGUUGCUCUCCGGCGGUGAGAAGGACCGUAAGAUAGCAGCCUGGGAUUCCCUGCAGAAUUACAAGCGUAUCACGGAUACGAAAUUGCCGGAGGCGGUUGGGGGUGUGCGCAGCAUCUAUCCCCAGAGGCCUGGGAGGAACGAUGGGAAUAUUUACGUGGGGACGACCAGGAACAACAUCUUGGAAGGAUCCCUUCAGAGAAGAUUCAAUCAAGUCGUGUUCGGGCAUGGGAGACAGUUAUGGGGCCUUGCUGUACACCCUGACGACGAGGUGUUCGCCACGGCAGGCCACGACAAGAACAUAGCCCUUUGGCGCAGGCACAAACUCCUCUGGACGACUCAGGUCGGUUUCGAGUGUAUUUGCAUAGCUUUCCAUCCUUUCGGUGUCGCUCUUGCUGCCGGCUCUUCGGAGGGUCAUCUUCUGGUGCUUGCCGCGGAUACAGGGGCGGCUGUGGCAACCCUCAGAGUGUGCGGCUCGCCGUUGUCGUGCAUUGGCUACAAUCCAACGGGUGAAAUCGUUGCGAUGGGCUCUCAGAACGGUAGCGUGUAUCUGUUCAGAGUGUCGAGGGACGGGUUCUCGUACAAGAAGAGCAACAAAAUUCGCGGGACGCAACCGUUGGUCCAGCUCGACUGGAGCUCCGACAGCAGAUUUCUUCAAACGGUUACCCAGGACUACGAUUUAGUAUUUUGGGACGUGAAAGCGUUGUCAUCCGAAAAGAGUCCGCUCGUGAUGAAGGACGUGAAAUGGUAUACUCACAAUUGCAUGGUUGGAUACAUGGUGUCCGGAAUGUGGAAUAAUCGUUAUUACCCGUUAACGACCGUUUUAACGACGUCGAGUCGAUCGGCGGCGCACGACAUGUUGGUCAGCGGCGACGCGGAAGGAUACCUGAGGCUUUUCAGGUAUCCGUGCACCAGUGCUAAGGCGGAGUACAUCGAGGAAAAGGUGUACAGCUCUCUGGUGGCUUGUGCCAGAUUUCUUUACAACGAUCAGAACGUGGUGACCGUCGGUGGGACCGACGCCGCUCUCAUGCUCUGGGAGCUGGUCGACGAAUAGAAGAAGAAGAAGAGAAGACCUCCUACCUCCUUGUCAUAGAUAUUCCCCCUUCUACCAUUUGCAGCGGUUUAGACUGUGCCGUUCGUUUGCGGAAGGAUUGGUGGCGAUCCUUCCUUUUUUACGAUGCGAAAAACAAAGAGAAGAAAAACAAAAGAUAAAUCGUGUAUCUUAUCUUACGUUAAUGUGCUGGAUUCAAUAACACGAGAUUCGACGAUUCCGCUCCCCUCGGGGAAAGAAAGGCGAACGUCUGUGCUAAUAGUUGCUGGAUACUUUUUAGCAAUUUUUAUCCGAACGAAUUUCUAUCCGAUCGAUUAUAUUCCCUUCGAUCGAUUAUACCGAAAUGUAAUAUCUUGUUGUAACGAUCAUGUCUUUUAUCAUCGUUCAAAAUCCAAUUGAAAGAUGCGUUGUCCGAUCGAUGGUCGCCCGUUGUUUGUUCGCGGUAUUUGUUCGUUGGCGGUUGAUGGUUUCCUGGAAAACGGAGGAAACAUUUUUUUAAAACGUGAACGUUACAGUUUUAUACAAAGGCGAUACGAAUAAUACUCUCUUUUCCAUAGUUGAAACUACAAUUUGUUAUUGUGACGGGAAUAAAAACACUGUUUAUCAUUUUUAACAGAGAGGAAAGGGAAGAUAGGAUCUAUUUUCUACGUGUAUAUGAAGCAUCCGUGGUUGUUGCAGUUGCACUUUCACUAUUUGAACAACCACCUCGUGAACAACCAUCUCGUAGCAUAAAAAUUUCCAAAGACAAAAAAAAAAAAAAGAACAUAAUCCUCUUCCGAAUGAAUAAUAAUUCGAUUUCUACUAGUUUUUCAGAAUUCCUCACGGGGAUUUCGUUUUACAUCCGAUCGUUGUCAUCGAGAUUAUGGAGAAACAAGGAUCCAUCCUCCCUUCCUUUCCAACUGUUUUGUCAUUGUCGUGCUACGACCUCUUGUAUACAUUUGAUAACAACGACGAACAAUAAUGUUAUCACGCUACAACGAUAAGUGCAGUACAUUAUUAAAAGCGUAAUGAAAAACAAUACGAGUAGUAGCGCGAGUGUUAUAUAUGUCUUAUAUCCAGAGUAGGAUCGUAAAAGAAAAAAAGAAACAAAAAGAGAAAAAAAAAAAAAGAAGAAGAAGAAAAAGAAAAAAAAAAAGAAACGAUAUGUGCACGUUCAGGAGCGUGCAGUUCCCCGGGGCGCUGGCGCCCCUUGGUAGAUUUUAAGCGACAAAAAAAUAGUUUUAAAACGAGAAAGAAUGGCGAGAUGAGACAAAUAUUAUAUAAAAAAGAAAGAAAGAAAGAAAAAAAAAACACACGCACCCUUUGUGAAUUUGAACGAACGGAUCAAAUUUAUUUUCUUCAUCGUUGUUUCGAAGAGAUUUUUUUUUUUUCUUCCAGAGAAAAAUGCUGUGUUGCGGGUCAACGCGCUUCUCCGUCAAUUCUCCCCUUUCUUUUCUCUUUCUUUCUUCCGUUCACAUUUCACAUUUCUAGAGAAAAUAAAUUGAUGAGAUAUAGGGGAAAAUAUAGAGUUUAAACGAUACGAUAUAUAUAUAUACACAUACAUACACAUACACACAUAUACAUAUAUAUAUAUAUAUAUAUAUACAUAUUAUAUAUAUGUAUAUGUAUACAUAUAGCGGUAGAUACAAACGAUAUGUACACGAGAAUAUUUCUCUCUCUCGUGUUGGCAAGCUAUGCUCGGGAUCGUCACUGCCAUGGCAUCGAGAUCGAAAUUUUUUUCACAGCCUGCAACGCUUCAAAAUAUAUACUGAUUUUUCUCUGCGUGUGAGCUCUAGCGAGCGAUCAAGCAACUAUUUCCGAGAGGUUACUGAUCUCCGUCUGAACCUCUUAAACGGCUCGAAUCUCUGUCAACCGAUUGAAAUUUACUUUUUUUAUUCCGUUAAUUCUACCAAUUCCAUUUGAUCCAGCGUUAGACUAGAUUCUUAAGAGAAUUAAAAAUGUAUAAUACUUUUGAAAAAAAUCUUGAAUUACCUGCGAGUUCAAAUGAAUUUGUGUCACGUGUUGUAUGAAAUUAUGGUAGAGAAAAAAAAAAGGGAAAAAAAAAGAAGAAAAGAAAAGAAAAAAAAAAGAAGAAAGAAGAAAAAUACGUUUCAAUCGCAGGCAGAACUGUAUUUUGCCCUUCGAUGCAUCCUGAAACAAAAACGAAAAAGGAUUCAAACGAUCCCUCGAAUCUUUAGCGUAAAAUCAUAAUAACAGUGUAGAAAAAGCUAUCUUAUUACAAUAAAUUCUGCACGAAUUAGAUAAAAAAA